AUGCUCUUGAUUUCCAGGGUCUUGGUUGGGGCCCCCAAAGCAGAUUCCAAAUACAGUGCCUCUGUUAAGUCCCCAGGAGCUGUGUUUAAAUGUCGUGUUCACACCAACCCAGAAAGGCGAUGCACAGAACUGGAUAUGGGCCGAGGUAAUACUCAAGGAGCACCCUGUGGGAAGACCUGUAGGGAGGACCGAGAUGAUGAAUGGAUGGGCGUGAGCUUGGCAAGACAGCCCAAGGCAGGAGGAAGUAUAUUGGCCUGUGCACAUCGUUGGAAAAAUGUCUACUACAGGACAGAGUACAUUCUUCCACAUGGCUUCUGCAAUGUCAUUCCACCCAAUCUGGGAUCCUAUGGUAGGAAGUUAAUCCCAUGCUAUGAAGAAUACAAGAAGAAAUAUGGGGAAGAGCAUGGGUCGUGUCAGGCUGGCAUAGCAGGUUUCUUAACGGAGGAACUGGUUGUUAUGGGAGCCCCUGGGUCUUUCUACUGGACAGGAACCAUCAAAGUUCUGAACCUCACUGAUAAUACUUAUUUUAAAUUGAAUGAUGAUGCUGUGAUCGCCAAACGGUAUACCUACCUGGGAUAUGCCGUGACAGCAGGUCACUUCUCUCAGCCGACAACCACAGACAUCGUAGGAGGGGCUCCCCAGGACGGAGGCAUUGGAAAGGUCUACAUUUUCCGAACCGAUAGGAGGUCUCUUUCUCUCAUUAAGAUUUUUCAGGCUUCGGGAAAAAAGAUGGGCUCUUACUUUGGCUCCUCCUUAUGUGCAGUUGAUCUGAAUUCUGACGGACUUUCAGACCUCCUGGUGGGAGCGCCCAUGUUUUCCGAGAUCCGGGACGAAGGUCAGGUCACCGUCUACCUCAGCCGAGGAAAUGGAGUCAUGGAGGAGCAGCUAGUUCUGAAUGGUGAUAAUGCCUACAAUGCACACUUUGGGGAAAGUAUGGCUUCCCUGGGGGAUAUCGAUGAUGAUGGAUUCCCAGAUGUUGCCAUUGGUGCCCCUAAAGAAGACGAUUACAUAGGAGCAGUUUAUAUCUACCAUGGACAUUCUGGUGGCAUUGUACCACAAUAUUCUAUGAGGAUAUCAGGGAAAAGGGUCGACCCAAGAUUGCAGAUGUUUGGCCAGUCUAUUUCUGGAGGCGUUGAUAUGGAUGGAAAUGGUUAUCCAGAUGUGACGAUUGGAGCCUUUAUGUCAAACAAUGUGAUUCUUCUAAGAUCCAGGCCUGUCGUUACGCUGGAUGUGUCUAUUUUCCUGCCGGCAUCCAUUGACAUCACAGCGCCUCAGUGUCACGAUGGCUUGCAAGAGGUGAACUGCCUCAAUGUCACUGCUUGCUUUCGCUUCAAUGGCAAGCAUGUUCCAGGAAGUAUAGAAUUGAACUAUAACCUGACGGCAGAUGUGGCGAAGAAAGAAAAGAUCCAUCCCAUCCGGGUUUACUUUGUGUCUUCCGGAGAAGCAAUGGGUCAGGUCACAGAGACGUUGCGACUGUCAUACAUGCAAGAAAAGUGCAAGUCCUGCCUAGCGUACGUGAAGAGAAGAGUUAAAGAUGUCAUAUCACCGAUUGUAUUUGAAGCUGCCUAUAGCCUUGAUGACCAUAUCACAACAAAAGAGGAGAAGGAACUACCUUCACUCAAGCCUGUACUCCGAUGGAAAAAGGGACAGAAGAUGGCCCAGAGAAACCAGACUGUCUUUGAGAGGAAUUGUCAAUCAGAUGAUUGUGCUGCAGAUCUGAAACUUCUGGGUAAACUGUUCCUAUCCAGUGUGGAUGACAAAGCUCCCUAUCUGGCUUUGGGAGCAGUGAAGAACAUUUCACUUAACAUCUCUAUCUCCAACCUUGGGGAUGAUGCUUAUGAUACCAACGUGUCCUUCAACUUCUCCAGAGAGCUCUUCUUCAUCAAGAUGUGGCAAAAGGAAGAGAUGGGCAUUGCUUGCGAGUUGCUGGAACCAGAAUCGGACUUCCUCAAGUGCAGCGUGGGGUUUCCUUUCAUGAGAUCAAAGUCCAAGUAUGAGUUCAGUGUUAUUUUUGACACCAGUCACUUGUCUGGAGAAGAAGAGGUGCUUUCAUUCCUUGUCACUGCUCAGAGUGGGAACUUAGAGCACUCCCUCCACGACAACACUCUCAUUCUGUCUGUUCCCUUGAAGCAUGAAGUAGACUCGUCCAUCACUGGAGUGGUCUCUCCCAGUUCCUUUGUUUAUGGGGAAUCUGUGGAGGCAUCUCAGUUUAUUCAGCUGGAGGACUUUGAGUGUCACUUUCAACCCCUGAACGUCACUCUUCAGGUCUAUAAUGCUGGCCCGAGCACUCUCCCCGGUUCCUUUGUCGACAUUUCCUUUCCGAAUCGUCUCUCUGCCACCGGAGCAGAAAUGUUUCAUAUUCAACAUAUGAUGGUUGCCCAGGACAAAGGAAACUGCACUUUUCAGAGAAACCCAACCCCAUGCGUCAUUCCUCAAGAAAAGGAGAACAUUUUCCAUACAAUAUUUGCCUUCUUUACAAAGUCUGGGAGAAAAGUACUGGACAGCUCAUCGGUCAUCCAGUUUGUAACGAGAGCAAAGGUGAGGGUGGACCCCACCAACUGGGCAGUAGAAGUGCCCAAUGGUAAUUCGGAAGAUGCAACGGUGGUCUUUGAGGCCUUGCAUAAUCUGGAGCCUCGUGGUUAUGUGGUCGGAUGGAUCAUCGCUAUCAGUUUGCUGGUGGGAAUUCUCAUUUUCCUGUUGUUGGCUGUGCUGCUAUGGAAGAUGGGCUUCUUUCGCAGAAAGUACAAAGAAAUCAUCGAGGCUGAGAAGAACAGGAAAGAGAACGAAGACAGCUGGGACUGGGUACAGAAAAGCCAGUAAACUGCUGAAGGGGGGGGGAGGGACAUUGAAAGCCCAGUCA
This is a messenger RNA of Gekko japonicus, 2860 nucleotides long. It is a transcript of the gene ITGA9, whose product is annotated as integrin subunit alpha 9. Gene Ontology annotation, cellular component: external side of plasma membrane; integrin complex. Gene Ontology annotation, molecular function: integrin binding. NCBI's taxonomy places the organism in Eukaryota, Metazoa, Chordata, Lepidosauria, Squamata, Gekkonidae. Bases 1 to 2820 code for a protein of 939 amino acids. The record is from RefSeq and is a predicted model, not a curated record. The transcript has 26 exons. Gene Ontology annotation, biological process: cell-matrix adhesion; cell-cell adhesion; integrin-mediated signaling pathway.